Molecule: messenger RNA, 6823 nt
Organism: Myripristis murdjan (pinecone soldierfish)
Lineage: Eukaryota; Metazoa; Chordata; Actinopteri; Holocentriformes; Holocentridae
Gene: ptprt
Product: protein tyrosine phosphatase receptor type T
Exons: 42
Coding region: 1062-5345 (1427 amino acids)
Biological process (GO): protein dephosphorylation
Cellular component (GO): membrane
Molecular function (GO): protein binding; protein tyrosine phosphatase activity
Source: RefSeq, a predicted model, not a curated record
UUCCCAACAAUGGAGGCCAUGCUGUAAUUUGACUUUCUUUUGUCAGUGAUUAGGAUGACUACUGUUAGUUGAAUGAUUCUUGUGUAGAUCUAGUGUUUGUGGAGCCAGUUAACUGUAACUAUUGUAAAUAUCUAUUGAAAAGGGAACACAGAGUAACACUGGUUAGGGAGGAGAAGCCCUUUUUGUUAACUUUUUCUCCUGGGUUAAAGUUAAGAGUAAAAAUUUGCAAGUUAUAUUAGUUUCAUAGUCUACACACAGGGUCAACCCCCAGACCGUCUGCUAAAUUACAGACAGAAGACCACAUGCUUCCCAGCUCUACCCAGCAGACUUGCUGAGACAUGAGACUUGAGACUUAAGACUCGAGACACCAAAAGAGAUCAAGAUAGAGAGGGACAGCCAGUCCAGUGAGACAAGGCCCUACAUGCUGAAAUCCCUGGAUGACUUCAAGCAAAAACUUCACAACCCCUCACAUCUUGAGUUUGAGCUGAAACUGAAGACGCGUAUGGCUCAGUAUAACUCUAUUCCCUGCCUCCAUGUCUUUCUGUAAUGAAAGUUCCAUUCUAGUUGAGGAGAUCUACAUGCACAAAGUCCAGUGACCACUGAAUAUUUUACAACUGUAAUGCUGCACAGCUUCCCUCUCCUGCAGCAAACUUCAGUCAGGCCAGCCGCUGCGCCACACACCGCAGGUUGGAACAUGAUGGGGUCCAACUGAAGAGUAGCACCUGAGCAGCCACUGACAGACGGGCAAAAUGUCACUGCCAUUAAGGAGAAGCCAAUGGAGCAAGAGCUGAGCCAGGUCAGGAUUUACCAAAACGUGGCAGAGAAAAGGAAUGGAAUAAGGGGGACAUCAGGACAUUUUUGUUGGCUCAAAAACACCACUGUACAACAACAGUAGAACAAUAUGUGGAGAGCAGCAGCAGCAGCAACACACAGACGGACAGAGACGAGGAGUCUCAGGUGGCUGUUCUUUUGAGGAGUCGUAUAACAGCUGUGGAUACAGUGUUUCUCUUGGAACCAAUGGAUUUACCUGGGAGCAAGUCAAUACAUGGGAGAAGCCCACCAUGGACCCUGCUCUGCCUACCGGUUCCUUCAUGGUGGUGAACGCUUCAGGACGGGCGUCAGGGCAGAAGGCCCACCUGUACAUGCCCACCCUGAAGGAGAACGACACCCACUGCAUCGACUUCCUCUACUCUCUGUCCAGCAGGGAUGGAGCCAGCCCUGGGACGCUCAAUGUCUACAUUAAGGUGAAUGGGGGCUCUCAAGGUAACCCAGUGUGGAACGCCUCUGAUACUGUUACUGAAGGCUGGGUGAAGGCAGAGCUGGCCAUUUCUACGUUCUGGCCAAACUCCUACCAGGUUAUAUUUGAGGCAGUUUCGGUCCAAGGCCACCCGGGUUUCAUCGCCAUUGACGACAUACGAGUUCUGGCUCACCCUUGCCGUAAAGCGCCUCACUUCCUGCGUCUGCAGAACGUGGAGGUGAACGUGGGUCAGAAUGCUACAUUUCAGUGCACAGCUGGAGGGAAAUGGUCCCAGCAUGAUAAACUGUGGUUACAGCAGUGGAAUGGCAAGGACACAGCACUGAUGGUGACCAGGGUGGUGAACCACCGGCGUUUUUCUGCCACUGUCAGCGUCGGAGACACAUCACAGCGCAGCACCAGCCGCUACCGCUGCGUCAUCCGCUCCGAUGGUGGCUCGGGGGUCUCCAACUACGCCGACCUCAUCGUUAAAGCGCCUCCCACCCCCAUCGCUCCUCCAGAGCUGCUGGCUGUAGGCGCCACCUACCUGUGGAUCAAACCCAAUGCCAACAGCAUCAUCGGUGACGGGCCAAUCAUCCUGAAGGAGGUGGAGUACCGCACCACGACGGGGAACUGGGCAGAGACACAUGUGGUGGACGCCCCCACCUACAAACUGUGGCACCUGGACCCCGAUGUGGAGUACGAGAUCAAGGUCCUGCUUUCCAGGCCUGGGGAAGGAGGCACGGGGCCGCCUGGACCACCGCUCGUCACCAGGACUAAAUGUGCUGACCCGGUCCACGGUCCCCAAAAUGUCAAUGUAGUGGAUAUCAGAGCUCGCCAGCUGACUUUACAGUGGGAGACGUUUGGCUAUGCUGUGACACGCUGUCACAGCUACAAUCUGACGGUGCAGUAUCAGUAUGUGUUUAACCAGCAGGAGUUUGCGGCCGAAGAGCUGAUCCAGACGUCGUCUCAUUACACCCUGCGGGGGCUGAGGCCCUUUGUCACGGUCAGACUGAGGCUGGUCCUGGCCAACCCUGAGGGCAGCAAGGAGAGCGAGGAGAUAGUCAAACAGACCGAGGAGGAUGUGCCUGGCUCAGUGCCGAUGGAGUCCCUGCAGAAUACCCCCUACGAAGAGAAGAUCUUCAUGCAGUGGAAAGCUCCCAACGAGACCAACGGGGUCAUCACACUGUACGAGAUCACAUACAAGGCUCUGAGCUCACUGGACCCUAGCGCUGAUCUGACCACCCAAAGGGGACGGGUGUUCAAGCUGAGGAACGAGACCCACCACCUGUUUGUGGGCCUCUACCCCGGGACCACCUACUUCUUCACCCUCAAAGCCUCCACCAACAAAGGCUUCGGUCCGCCUGUCACCACCCGGAUUGCCACCAAGAUAGCUGCUCCCAUGAUGCCAGAGUAUGAAUCUGAGGCUCCACUGAAUGAGACGGAGACCACCAUCACCAUCCUGCUGAAGCCUGCUCAAUCGCGAGGUGCCCCUGUCAGCUCCUAUCAGCUUGUUGUGAAGGAGGAGCGCAAGUCCAAGACUCGACGUGCCACCACCGAGGCCCCCGAGUGUUUCUCUGCCCCAGUCAGUUUCCGCAAUGCCUCCAUCUUGGACUCACCGUACUACAUUGCCGCCGAGCUCCCCCCAUCCAGCCUCACAGUGGUGCAGCCCUUCACAGUGGGUGACAACAAAAGCUAUGGCGGCUUCUGGAAUCCUCCGCUGUCGCCUGCCAAAAGCUACAGCAUCUACUACCAGGCCAUGAGCAAAGCCAACGGGGAAACCAAAAUCAACUGUGUCCGCCUGGCUACUAAAGGUGCAUCCACCCAGGACUCAGAUGCCAUGGAGCCAGAGAAACAGGUGGACAGCACAGUGAAGAUGGCUGGAGUGAUCGCCGGGAUCCUCAUGUUCAUCAUCAUCCUCCUUGGUGUUGUCCUCACCUUCAAACGCAGAGAGAUACACACAUGGAGAACUCUGAGCGUGGGGAAGUUGGCAAAAAAGCAGAAGGAGACUGCCAGCAGCUCCACCCAGCAGAGGGAGAUGGGUCCGGUAACCACAGCCGAUAAGAGCACAACCAAGGUCAGCACCCUGCACAAAGACGACCCCUUCUCCACAUCCAACCAGGACCUCAACGGCUUCACUUCGCCCUCCCCCUGCUCCUUCUCAGUGCAGGGAGGCAAGACGCUGCAGAGCAAAUCCCUGCUGAAUUCUUACUACUCAGUAUCCAAAGAGCCUGUUCCAGCCACAACUUCUAUAGACAGUAGCCAGCCGUCGCUUGCCCAGCCCUCUCUCACUCUGCAGAGUUUUCCCUAUGGAGGCUGUGAGUCUGUGGAGCUCUCCUACCAAAGUGGUCAGUUCCAGGCGGGUCAGUUUCAGCCAGCUAUUCGAGUGGCCGACCUCCUCCAACACAUCACCCAGAUGAAAUGUGGUCAGGGCUAUGGUUUCAAGGAGGAGUAUGAAGGCCUGGCGGAAGGACAGACAGCCCCCUGGGAAACAGCCAAGAAGGACGAGAACCGCAACAAGAAUCGCUAUGGCAACAUCAUCGCUUACCCCACAGACGAUCACACCAGAGUCAGACUGCAGCUGCUGGACGGAGACCCCCACUCUGACUACAUCAAUGCCAACUACAUCGACGGGUACCACAGACCCAGACAUUACAUCGCCACGCAAGGUCCCAUGCAGGAGACGGUGAGGGAUUUCUGGAGAAUGGUCUGGCAGGAGAAUUCAGCUUCCAUCGUCAUGGUUACCAACCUGGUGGAGGUGGGCAGGGUGAAAUGUGUGCGUUACUGGCCUGAUGAAACGGAGGUGUAUGGAGACAUCAAGGUUACCCUGAUAGAGACCGAGCCCUUGGCUGAAUACGUCAUACGGACAUUCACCGUCCAAAAGAAGGGCCAUCAUGAGAUCCGCGAGCUCCGUCAGUUUCAUUUCACCAGCUGGCCAGACCACGGCGUUCCCUGCUACGCCACCGGACUGCUGGGCUUCAUCCGACAGGUCAAGUUCCUCAAUCCCCCUGAUGCUGGACCUAUAGUCGCACACUGCAGUGCUGGUGCAGGGAGGACGGGCUGCUUUAUUGCAGUGGACAUCAUGCUGGACAUGGCAGAGAAUGAAGGCGUGGUAGACAUCUUCAACUGCAUUCGAGAGCUGAGGUCACAACGAGUCAACAUGGUUCAGACAGAGGAGCAGUAUGUGUUUGUGCAUGAUGCCAUUUUGGAGGCGUGUCUAUGUGGGAACACAGCCAUCCCAGUGUGUGAGUUCAGAGCAAUUUACUACAACAUCAGCAGACUGGACCCACAGACCAACUCCAGCCAGAUCAAAGACGAGUUUCAGACUCUGAACAUAGUGACCCCUAGAGUUCGUCCAGAGGACUGCAGUGUGGGUCUGCUACCCAGGAACCACGAUAAGAACCGCAGCAUGGACGUUCUGUCAGCAGACCGUUGCCUGCCUUUCCUCAUAUCUGUGGAUGGAGAGAGCUCAAAUUACAUCAACGCUGCAUUAAUGGAUAGCCACAAACAGCCAGCGGCCUUCAUCGUUACCCAGCAUCCUUUGCCAAACACCAUGGCUGACUUCUGGAGGCUGGUGUUCGACUACAACUGCUCCUCCAUCGUCAUGCUCAAUGAGAUGGAUGCGGCGCAGUUGUGUAUGCAGUAUUGGCCAGAAAAGAGUUCGUGUUGCUACGGUCCCAUUCAAGUCGAAUUCAUAUCGGCAGACAUUGACGAGGAUAUAAUCAACCGCAUCUUCAGGAUCUGCAACAUGGCCAGGCCUCAGGACGGCUACCGCCUGGUGCAGCACUUCCAGUUCAUUGGCUGGCCGGCCUACAGAGACACGCCCCUCUCCAAGCGCUCCAUCCUCCAGUUGGUCAGGAGGUUGGCUAAAUGGCAAGAGCAGUACGACGGAGGCGAUGGGAGAACUGUCGUUCACUGUCUAACCGGCGGAGGGCGUUCCGGAACGUUCUGUGCCAUCUGCAGCAUCAGUGAGAUGAUCCAGCAGCAGAACAUCGUGGACGUCUUCCACACAGUCAAAACACUGAGGAACAACAAGACUAACAUGGUGGAGACUAUGGAACAGUACAAGUUCUGCUAUGAAGUGGCUCUUGAGGCGCUCAGCUCCUUCUGAUUGGCUGACAGCCCAAAUCUUCUUUGCUGAUUCGCUGUCGACGCUGCCUGUCAAUCUCAACGCAACACUGGGGACGCAUAAAGCACACAAGUGCCUUGUGUGGACCCAAACCCAGCCUGUGUGUGUGUGUGUGCGCGUGUGUGUGAGUGAGAGAAAGAAAGAGUAUGUGUGUGCAUGUGUUCAUUUGUGGAGAGGGCAUGCUUGUGUGCUUGCAUAUGUGAUUGUGUGUGUGCGUGUGUGUGUGUGGUCUAUAUGUGUGCCUGUGACAACACAUACACCCUGUACAGAAGAGAAAAACAAAAAAACAAAAAACAUAACAGACAUACACACCAGUGACUUCAGCGAGACUGGGGACUUACAUGCUUGUACAAAGAAAAAGAAAAAAUGAUACAGUGAAAAAAAAAUCAUGUUUAAAAAAAGCGCCAUUUUCUCCUUCUUUCUCUCUGUACUCUGCUGGGCUGUGAUGUGACUAUUGUACAGUAUUUCCUUUUUAGAUAUAUUCUACGCCUUGAAUGUUGUCUCUCUCUGAAGGCUGCAUGCACACUGCAAGAUUCCUUCAAAAUUCCCUCUUCAUAAAACAGCAAGUUGGCAGCUCGGCCAUCCCCUGCUGGAAAGAAAUCUGCAUUAUUUUAAACUGCAUUUCCUCACCAGGCACUUCCUGCCUUUAUGGAAAGCAAGUGUCAGUAUUUGUUUUGGUGACUCAUUUAACUCAGUUCCGCUGAAAUGUGGGUGGUGUUGAUCGUGAUUCAGUGGGCUUGAUCUAGGGAAUGAAGAAUUAAAUAAAUAAAUAAAUAAUGUUAAUAUUUCUGGCAUUUUUCUUUGACGCUAAUUUGUACCAGUGAUCACAAGAUGGUGAAUUUACUUGCAGCUAGCGUUAGCUAAUUGUGUCAUUAACCCUUUGACACCUGAGGGUUGGACUACAAAGCGAGAUUAACAGGUUAGCGAGGUAUGUUGAGUCGAAAGCCAGAGUUUGCCGUGUCAUGAAGGCGGCUCUCUUUUGACCCAGUUUCGUCACCAUGGAAACAUACGCUGCAAACAUAACCUGCUCCAGACCACAUUAUGCUCAGAGUUUAGGCUUAAAAUGGUCUUUUUCCCUGUUUGCUUCAGGUAAUACAUCUAUUAACCCUUUAAAUUUUAAACUGAAUAUCAUCCACAAAAUAGAAGAAUAAUAAGCCAUAGCAACUUCAUCCCACUCUGAAUGGUAUUUUUAUACUUGGUUUUUAUUUGCUGCCAAGUGCAUUUGACGCCGCAGGUACCGCAUCUAAUAAACCACUGGAUAAAAAUCCAAGCCUAUCAAACAGAGGCCUAAUAUUAUAUCAGUCAAAUUUAUUUUACUUGAUACUGACAAAAACUACAGUGAUUUACAUGUAUCCUUCCUUAUAGGAUAGUGAGUCCUAAAUGCAAUUCUUGAGUUUAAUGUUGAGUUAAUAGAAAUAAACUGGAAGAUUUUACAAAUUUACAUGCUCUGCAGUUUUCUG